UUUGAGUCACAAAUAAAAGGGUCGGUGUGUAACGCAUUGCACGCAUGAUUUUCAACGUAAUAUGCAUUCGCGUGUAAAAUAAAUGCAUUUAAAUAAGAACCUGGAUUUAGUCUUCCGUUUCAAAUAAGGAGUACAACGCACAAGAUUUGACAUGCCUGACGGACUUGUUACGAGCAGGCCGCUCCAGAACGAGGCGACGGGGAUAGACCUCCAGGUGCCACUCUUCCAGGAGGUCCGGGGCCCCAUGAUGACGGGGCACGUGGAGUACCAGAUCGUCGUGGUGACCCGCCUCGCUGCCUUCAAGUCAGCCAAGCAUAAACCAGGGGAUGUGGUUCAGCUUAUGGUGUCCAAAAAGUACAGCGACAUCGAUGAGUUCUACUCCCGGCUGAUUGGCCAGUAUCCCAAGGUUGCCAUGCCGGCGAUGCCACGCAAGGCGCUGUUCGUCAGCGAGACGGACAUCCGGGACCGCCGGGCGGCCUUCGACGAGCUCGUCAAGUUCAUCUCCAAGGACCCCACCCUCGCCACCUGCCCCGAGUUACUGGAAUUCCUGGGGGCAAAGACGACGGAUGUGGCUGACUUCAAGACCAGCAACUCCCCAGAAUUGGAGGAUGAGGAGGAGGAUGAUGAAGGGUUCGAUUUCUUCAAAAGAAACGAGCCCCCAGUUGCCAAAGUCUUUCCGGCAGCCAAGCCAGUGGCACCUGCAAAACCAGCAAAGCCUGCAGAGCCCAGUGAGGAAGAGGAGGAAGAGGAGGAGAUUCUGGACCCACUUGGGAUUAUGAAGUCCAAGAAGCCCAGAAAGCCGAAGAAGGUCGUGGAGGUGGAGCUAGUGGCCUCUGCCCCGCCCCCCAAACCUGCAGUGAAGCCCUCGUUCUCUCUGUUUGAUGAGGAGGUGGACCCAGAUGAGGAUCUGUUCCAGCCCUCGGCCAGGAGGGGCACGCCCAAAAUGACUGGCGAUCUGAAGCUGUUUGAGGACCCUGACCUGGGCGGGGCGGUGCGGCUGGGGGACGACCUCCUGCUCCCCACGGCGUACAGCGAGGCCCGGGCGCCGGCCGAACCCGCGCUGGACCUGGACACGGACGAGCUCUUCAGGGUAGAGGAGGAUCUGGAGAAGCUGCUCUCCAUCAGCAAGAGCGCAAAACCCAAACCCGCUUUGGCACCCAAACCCGUCCCCAAACCCAAACCGGCUCUGCCCAAGAAACCCACGUCCCUGUCCCAGAGCGUCUCCCAUGGCAACGCAGGGGCGGGGCCUCUCCCGGAGGGCAGGGCGGAGUCUAUGGGACAGAUGGACAUCCUCAAAUACAUCCAGCAGAACGAGGAGGCGGCCAGCGAGGACCUGGAUCUGUUCUGAUCCAGGAGGGGGGGGGCGUUUCAGGGUCUUCUGUAGGGUAACCCCCAAACACACAGUGAGCAGGGGGGCAGUUAUCCUACACACCUGUGACGGCUGGCAUAUUCAGUAUUUUCAGGGUUGACCAUUUUAAAGAUGAAUUUAGAUUUUUUUUUUUUUUUUUUAAGAUGAUCAAGAAAAAUGUGUUUUGUAUAUUUGCUCCUCUGCACUUUGUUGAAGGGAAAAUAGAUCAAAGCCCCGUUUUGUGAUGGAGACGUUAAAAAGGAGUUUUCUGACGUCUGGAAUUUUCGAUCAGACGCCACCGUUUUUUUUUACUUCCUUUAUUCUUCUGAUCCACUGAGCUCAGUCCAAGUUGUCAUUGGUAUCGUAUGAUUUCUCCCCCAAAAAAACCAAAAAGACUGCUCAAAUGCUGUGUGUGAAGGGUAAUUCUCUGAAGAUUUUUUUCCACUUCUGCUUUUUACCGUCAGUUGCGUUUUCCACGAAGGAGCGUGCUCUGUGGGGGUCCGUUUUGUCCUUUGUUCCUGUGGCUUUGUAGUCGACUGAAGAGCUUCCUGUAAUGGCAGGAACCGCAAAACAGGACCAGAGACUGACGUCUGCCCCCCCCCCCCCCCCCCGCAGCAAAGCUUCUGAUGCUCAGGCAGGCCUUAUAAGUGGCAGGCAAAACAGCACUCUUAGCAACAAUAACCAAGCAUAACAAGGGAAGAAUAUGUAGAAUAAAAUAGGCAGUUCUAAAACUUGUGCUCCCACAAAUCAGUCAGGAGGAUAAAAAUACCCUUUAAUGUCGGGGUGUCAAACUCCAGUCCUCGAGGGCUGGUCCGCAUACUGGUUUUUGUUCCAACCAAUUGCCUUGUUUUUUAUUUGCUGCCAGCUCUAUAAAUGACCCUGGUUCAAGCCUGUACUUGAGCACAGUAAAAUCAUCAGGAUACACUUUCAGUCUGCACCUGUAGCCGGUACUCAUACAGAUGUCAGAUAAGAUAUGUUUGAGUCGAUUAAAUAAUUAAGAGCGAAAGUUUUCUGAAACGGAUCGGCCCUUGUUUUGCACCGCUGGUCUACAGGUGUUUGUGGUUUCUUUUCAAUUAAGGUGUGUGUGAACUCCUCAGCCAAUCAAAGACUUAUAUGAAUCAUUACAUUACAUUACCUUAUUGGCAUUUGGCUGACACUCUUAUCCAGCGCAACGACGAUUAGACUAAGCAGGAGACAGUCCUCCCCGGGAGCAAUGCAGGGUUAAGGGCCCUUGCUCAAGGGCACCUUGUGUGUCCCAGUCAUUUACCUUAACCACUGCGCUACAGGCCACCCUGUCUCACACCAGCAGAUACUGGGGCCCUCCAGGAACACAGUUUGACACCCCUGCUUUAAUAUGAAAGUCAUAGAAGUCACGGUAUUAAUGGAAAUAUUUUGUGAGUAGUUAUGCAUUACUUCAUUGUGAUCAGUCAUUCAUGAAUAAUUAUUUUUCCUCGAUACUCAUUUAGUUUUGCUUAGCGUAUAUGGUUCCUCUUUAAUUAGGGCCUCUUCUCUUCCCAGGCCUUGAGCACCAAUACCUGCCAGACCAGCUGUUGGGUUUUGGGUCCUGCUGGUUUCAUCAUCUCAGACGCACGCGGUCUAAUUGUAGAAAUGACAGACAGGUCUACACCUCUAUUGUCUGUGAUACAGAAACACUUAUGCAACAAAGCACACAGCUUAUUUGCAAAACACUAUAUUGUUAUGACGAGGCCUGAGAUGCAUUUUGGUUGAAUUUAUUCACUUAGAAGACUAGUGGGUAGAUUAGUCGGUGCUAGAAGAUAGGUUUGUCCACAGUUCAUGCACGUUUUUUUGUAAAAUCAAGCCGAAUUUGUGUAGGUUUUACUGUUCUGCAAAAAAAUUUGAUCUAAGUGACUUUGACCGUGGAAUGAUUGUUGGUGCCAGACAGGGUAGUUUGAGUAUCUCAGAAACUGCUGAUCUCGCAAAAACGCCUUGUUAAUGAGAGAGGUCAGCGGAGAAUGGCCAGACUGGUCAAAGCUGACAGGACGGAGACAGUAACGCCAAUAACCACACAUGACAACAGUGGUAUGCAGAAGAGCAUCUCUGAACACGCAAUGCAUCAAACCUCUAACUGGAUUGGGCUACAGCAGCAGAAGACCAUGAAGUCUAAAAAAAUAAGUAAUAAAUACCUAGUAGAGUGCUCACUGAGUUUUUGAGAUAAUUGAGCUAAAUGGGCUCCAAGCAGAUACAACAUUUUAUAUGUGGCAUUUUUUUCUCUUUUUUUUGUUGGUAUUUUUGUGUAAAACUUCACACGUAUAAAAUAUCUUCCAGUUAGAACACUAGCUAGGCAGCCGAUCCUGUGCGUGGAAUGCAGUUUAAGUUCCGUCCCCCGCGGCCCAAAAAUCUGGACCCUGGCUUUCAUUCUCCGAGGAUAACUGGAGCGCGGGACGGAAGCUGAACGGCUGUAUCUGUCUUCCGCUGCUUCCCCCCUCGCACAGGCCCCGCUCCGUGUUCGCGCCGGGCCAGGAAGUGCACACGUAUGCGGCGGGGAGGCGGCGAUUGUUCAGGGCCGACGGUGACAUUUCUGCCUGGAACUUUCCGCUCUGCGUUUCUCACGGAGCCCCCCAUGUGCGGGCAUGGGAAAGUGUGCCCGGCGGGGGCCUUCGCCGUGACGAACGACCCGUCUCCCAGACUCUGGAGGCUAAUAUAUGCCCGUUAAAGGUUGACAAAGGUUAAAGUGCUUACAACUUAGCUUAAAGGUUUCAGUGUGUGAAAGUCAUAUGUUUUUCUGGAGUGGUUGCGUAAUCAUGUAAACUUUAUACGUAUGAAAAUAACCAAUUUUGCCAGAAUGUUUUUUUUUAAUUUUUUUUAUUAGUAGUGGACUCUUGAUAAGUAAUUUGUUAUUUAGCUGACAAUUUUAUCCAAAGCAAAUUACUGUUGGUUAGAAUAAGUAGGGGACAAUCCCCCCAGGAGCAAUGUUGGGUUAAGGGCUCAACAGCAUCUCCAUCAUAGAUCAUGGCUACACCGGGGCUUGAACCAUCAACCUUCCGGGUCCCUGUCACGUACCGCUAGGCUACAGGCUGCCCAGAUGAUCACGCAGGUGAUACCACUGCCUCCCCCCCUCAGUCAUGUUCAGGGUUUGAGGUGUCCUGCACUGUGCUAUGAUGACAUCGUCCUCCGUAAUUGGUCUGAGUAACUCCACGUGUGUCCAGUUCACUGCCAGUAAAUAUCUAUAUUCCAACCUUUGAGAAAAUGGAAGAAGCAUAAUUGUCAGUUUAGCAAAAAAAAAAACUUUGUUGGAAUCUUUUUUCACAGCCUUGCAAAGGAGCUCAGGGAAAUUGAUGCAUACCUCAAUAAACAAAUAAACCAAAUGUAAUGUCAGUGUUUAGCAGCCGCCUAUCCAGAGUGACACAGCUGAACGUUCAGAUCGGACCCUUUACGUAAGGGUAUAGGGGCAGUCCCUCGGCAAACACACAAACCCAUAACCUUUUGAGUUCCAAGCCCAGUUCCCUGAAACACUAUACCAAACCACCGCUGAUUGAUCAGGUGUUGAAGUUGGAUGGCUGGAUGUUAACUUCAGUUUAGGUUGAUGUCUGUCCAAUGCCUUCGCUAUUGGCCUGGAUUCAGCCAACCUUUACUGUGAAUCGCAAAUAUUAAAAAAAUAGAUUUUUCUUUUAGAGUGAUUGCUGAACAUGCAGAAUGCUUGAUUUCUUAGCACUUGUUGUUCAUGGUAACCAAAUGUUAGAAUCUAGGCUUAGUUACGUUUCUUUAGCCACUCACAGUUUUGUUUUUACAUUUUGGUAGCAGUGUCACUGCAUGCGUAUAAUGUUAAUGAACCCCUGGGAUAGAUUAUACAGUCCAUUGUUUAAAAGUUCUUAACAGACUUGUCAUUCUCCUUUAAAAAAAUGUUACAGUCCAAGUUUUGGCAUGAGUUUUAAUUAAAAUGCUUUUUGAAUGAUUUUGAAGUUCGAUAUCAGUUUUAAUAAGUUGUAAUGAGUGUUCAUACACCGUCUCCUAUAGUUGAUACUGAAUUUUGUAUGUCAUGCAUUUCUACAGGCCAUUGGAGGCCCAAUGAUUUUUAUUGUUUGUUUCCUGUGAUAUAAAAUUUGCCUUCCUGCUUUCUUCACAAACUGUCCUUUUCCCUAAACCUUCUGGUUUUGGUUCUGAUAUUAACACGUACACCAUGUCCCCACCGCUUCCUGUGGGAAAAUUAAUCUAUUAGUGAAUAAUUUUAACAAACUUUAGGGGGACUUUCCAUUUCGCCAUUUUCUCUGAAUGGAGGAUGUUUGGCUGCUUGCCCACGUUCUGUAAAAUGACAGGACUUUUGCUAUGAUAUUUCUGGCCCAGCUUUACUUUCAAAUGAGUUUGAUUUUAGAUGACGUUACAAGAUGGCAUGAUGCUGUUCAUUCUCAGGAGGACUAAUUCAGCGGUGUCUCCGGCAGGAGUCUACCCAGAAUGCUCUCUGCCGGACAGAACAUUCCCACACUGCGUCAGCGGGAGGCCGCUCUUCUCUCCGAGGGUCGUGUUGCACACGGCGGCGGGCGAGCGAAGCAGCAGCUGUCUUUAUUCCUCCUCUUCCUCCUCUUCCUCCCCCUCCUCUUCCUCAGGCUGUAUUUAUAGGUCAUUAUUGGCGUGUUUGGCUCCGUUUUUCAUGUACGUGUCACAGACGUCAGGACAAUAAAAGCCCUGAGAAGCUGCUUCA
Molecule: messenger RNA, 6005 nt
Organism: Conger conger (European conger)
Lineage: Eukaryota; Metazoa; Chordata; Actinopteri; Anguilliformes; Congridae
Gene: hs1bp3
Product: HCLS1 binding protein 3
Exons: 7
Coding region: 152-1348 (398 amino acids)
Molecular function (GO): phosphatidylinositol binding
Source: RefSeq, a predicted model, not a curated record